AAAACUAAUUUCAUUUCGUAGUUGAAUUUAUAUUUUGCGUGUUAAUACUUAAAUAAGACAUGUAUAAGCCAAUUGUACCAAUUGAUCAAAAUUUAAGUAAAUAUUUGUUAACAUACAAAUCUCUGCCAACAUUGAGGGUGGCUUUUGGGGAAUCGAAAUCUGAAUUUUAUAAUCCUCCGCCAUGUAAGGCUAAAGGCAUACCCAUCUGUGAGCCAGAGAAGGAAGAGGUAGCAGAUGUAAAAGUGAUAUCCACAUAUUUCGAAUUACCUCGUGUAAAAAAAGCAAAACUGUUCCAAUGUCCUCAAUCAGAUUCCAUAGAACUUAUUGAAGCUAUAAGCGAAGAGUCAGAAAUUCCUGCCACUCUCGAUGAAGAGCUACAAAUUGAUGAUAUUCAAAAUGAAGUGGAUCGCAUGAAGUUAAAAGUCUCACAAAUAAAUCUAUUGUUGGGUCUGAACACACCCGAAUGUCCCAGUAUAGAUCCCUGUUUAGAUGUGGAUACCGAAUUGAAGAAGCAUUUAAUCAGUCCUGAGAUCCUAAAUUUGCAGCGCAAUAAUCAAAAACUCCAGCAGCAAAUAAGUCAACUACAACUUUGCCGCAAGGCAUCCGAUCUUAGCAUGAAUAAUCUGACAGAAAGUAUCUCUGCUGAUCGGGCAGCAGCUGGCAAUUUAAAGAAGCGACUUGGUGAAUUGGACUCGUUAAAGCGCACUUUGGAGCACGAACAAGCCUUGUGUGGCCAACGAUAUCGAUACAUGGAAAAGGACAAGUAUGAUGGCUCCGACCUGCAUCCACUUUUUGCCAGUGCUAAUGUUAAUAUCAAGAGAGUGAUUUCAAAGCUAGUACCCACAAGAGAAUAUGAGAAGCAAAAAGUUCAGGAAAUUAAAAAGAUUCAAUAUUUGAAUGAACAAUGUAGAAAAUUGUUUGACUACAUGUUGGAAUCCUUUGACAAAUUGGAUGCGAAAACUGGUGUAAGUUCACGUAUGCAAUCACCUGAACUACCCACAUACUUGUAUCGCAAUGAAAAGACUUUUAAUGUACCACGAAAUUCAGAAGAGAGUCAGCCAGAGGGGAGGACAUCGAUAGAAAAGUAACAACAAAGAGAAAUCUGUACAAAAAUUGUUCAAUUUGUCAUGGCGACCUUUCGAUUUAAAGUUCAUUUGCAUAUAUUUCGGAAUCGCCUUGAUUAUGCCGAACGUUCCUGUAGCGACGACCUCUGGCCAAGCUGCUAUUCACAUUCACGUGGCAGCAGCUGCUCCAAAUGAGGUCAAUUUCGGUUGUCCCACAAAAAGACUGAAAGAGCAUAUAACAGAAAAGUAAAGUUGAACACAUUUUUUCAUCUAGUUGGCCGGUUCUAACAAGAUUCCAUUUUAUGCGAAUAAAAACAAAAUGAAAGUCAA
Drosophila willistoni is the source of this 1394-nucleotide messenger RNA. RefSeq lists its product as uncharacterized. The transcript has a single exon. Bases 60 to 1088 code for a protein of 342 amino acids. The record is from RefSeq and is a predicted model, not a curated record. NCBI's taxonomy places the organism in Eukaryota, Metazoa, Arthropoda, Insecta, Diptera, Drosophilidae.